AUGUCUGAUAGUGAAUUUAUUUCUGCUAAACACAAGGCACAAAAUAAUUCAAAUUUUACACAGCAAGAAUUAGCAGGUAAAUUUGAAAUUGGCCAGUCAACAGUAGCAGAUAUUCUUGCAAAGUCAUCUUAUUGGCUUAGUUUGGAUGACAAAAAUAGUCAAAUGCAUCUUGCUCAUCGAAAAAUUCUUUUACUUGUAGAUAAUUGUUCAGCACAUUCUAUUGAAGGUUCGAAUUUGUCUAAUAUUAAUGUAGUUUUUCUUCCAAAAAAUACUAUGGCAUGGUUACAACCAUGCGAUGCUAGAAUCAUCUACUUAUUUAAGCUAUUAUUACAAAACCGAAUUGCUGCAUUUGAUGAAGCAAAUCUAACCAAUAAACCCCCAGAUCCUUUUACAAUUUAUGAUGCAAUUCAUAUUCUUCCUUUUGCAGAAAUUGAUGAAUGUUUGGAUACAGAAGUUUCAGCUGAAAUAAAUAAUAACAAUGAGGAAACAGAAUUAGAAAAUCUCAUUACACAAUUUCAGAAUUUAAAAAAUCCUGAAAACUCUGAGCAUUUAAAUAUUUCUAUACAUAAGUUUAUCGAAAUUGAUAAUAAAUAUGCAACAGGUGAAAUGCCUACAAUUAACAAGCUUAUAGAAAAAAUGCAAGAAAGUGAAACCGAAGAAGAAGAACUAGAGAAGCAAAAACCUGUUACACCAACUCAAGCUGUUACUGGAAUAGAUUCAGUAUUGGGUUAUAUUGAACAGCUUGAAUCGAAUUUUCAAAUUGAUAUUAAAGUUUUUGCUGAACUUAAACGGAUGCGAAAAGAGCUUGCUUAUUUAACAAAAAAAAAUUCAAAGCAAACAAAAUUGGAUUUGUUUUUUAUUAAAGAAUAA
Cetraspora pellucida is the source of this 870-nucleotide messenger RNA. NCBI's taxonomy places the organism in Eukaryota, Fungi, Glomeromycota, Glomeromycetes, Diversisporales, Gigasporaceae. The record is from the annotation of a GenBank genome assembly.